Synchiropus splendidus (mandarinfish) is the source of this 2028-nucleotide messenger RNA. Its product is annotated as thiosulfate sulfurtransferase/rhodanese-like domain-containing protein 2. The record is from RefSeq and is a predicted model, not a curated record. The coding region runs from base 63 to 1436 and encodes 457 amino acids. The transcript is spliced from 9 exons. Lineage: Eukaryota; Metazoa; Chordata; Actinopteri; Syngnathiformes; Callionymidae.
AAUCGCUCUCCGUACUGAUGCAUGCUGUGUAGCUUUUAAACAUUUUCACUGUUCCGUUUGUUAUGGAUGAAGUUGUUAGUUCGGCGUUCCCGGAACUAGAGGUUGAAACUACACUAUCCAGUGAGUUUAAACAGAAUAAACAGCACGGUGCGUGUGAAAGGAAAUACUACAGUUUCUGUCGGAGGAAGUCAUUUGCUCAGUUUGUGGCAUCCAAAAGAGAAGACCUUCCGAGGGAGGAGGGCUCGUGCUGGUGCUGCUGUGGUCAAACCUUCAAGGAACACUCGGCCAUUCACAAGCACGUCGCCAGAAGCCACCAUAAUGAAGUCCAGCAGCUCACACAGUCCACAUAUGAGAGUUUGGUGAGCCAGCUGGAGGAGAAACCUGAAGUGAAGUGCAAUGAACCUGUGGACAUCUCUUCAUGGAUACCAGACACCAGCAAAGUCCAUGAAGAGCAGCUCAAAAAGGGUCCGGGCAGAGUUCUUCUGUAUUACCACUACUGUCAGCUGGAAGACCCGCACCUCAUCAGUGCCUGGCAGAAGGCUUUGUGUGAACGGCUCCACCUGACAGGAAAGAUUCGCGUGGCAACGGAGGGGAUCAACGGAACGGUGGGUGGAACUAACGCUGCAACGGACGUGUACAUGGAGGCCAUGUGUUCACAUCCGCUGUUCAGGAUGGAGCGGGAGGAUUUUAAGAUGAGUGACGGUGGCACAGAGUGUUUCACUGAGCUGAGAGUCGGCGUCCACAAAGAAAUCGUCCCAAUGGGAGUUGAUCCAGAAGCCAUCUCCUACCAACUAGCAGGAACUCACCUGGAUCCUGAGGAGUUUCACAGAGAAGUGCAGGAGCUGUUGUCCAGAGCUGACUUGUGCAGCGACACGAUUCUGUUGGACUGUCGCAACUUUUAUGAAAGUAAAAUUGGACAGUUCACUCGCUGUCUAGCCCCCAACAUCCGUAAAUUCAGCUACUUCCCGGACUACGUGGAUCAAAACCUGGAGCUGUUUCGGGACAAGAAAGUUCUUAUGUACUGCACGGGAGGGAUCCGCUGCGAGCGAGGCUCCGCCUACCUGCGCUCCAAGGAAGUGUGUAAGGAAGUGUACCAAUUGAAAGGGGGGAUUCACAAGUACCUGGAACGUUACCCGGAAGGAUUCUUUCGCGGGAAACUGUUUGUCUUUGAUGAACGCUACGCCAUCAGUUCGAAUGAUGAUGUCAUCUCAGACUGCAGGUACUGCGGGCAGCCCUGGGACCAGUACCAGCUAUGUACCACCCAGUUCUGCUGCCAGCUGGUUCUGUCGUGUCCCUCUUGUCGACGUGACGGACAGACGGCCUGCUGCCCCACCUGCCUUGCUAAAGGACAGUCUCAGGCGGGCGGUGGUCCGCAGCAGAAGGAGGAGUGCGAGUGCACCGAUGGGCGACCCAGAAUCCCUCAGGAUGUCAAGUAGCUCGGCAAAGGUGGCAUUUUUAGUAGUGAAUCAUAAAACAGGUCUUAAAAUUUCCCUGGUUUUGUCAUGUAAUUUUAUUGUUCUAUACACUCAUCUCAUCAUUCAUUCAGUCCCUUCAUCGUAGUACAAAAAAUGUACUUUUACCCUGCCAUUAAAUAUAAAAUAUACACAUACAUAUUACAGGAUUUGGCUUGUAAUGUUUGCUCAAUAAGCGAUCACUAUAAAAGCACUGUAUUCAGAUGGUCACGCUGAGCUUGACUGUACGAGUUUAAGCUGUAAGUUGCAGUUUUGGUUCAUGUCAAUGUAUUGAAUCGAUAUGUUUCUUGGUCAUUUUAAAUCAAAAUUACUAGUUACUGUUUUAUGGUUAAUUUGAUGGUCUUGUUUUAGAAAAUAAAUAUUAGAAAAAAAGAUGCAUCUUGUGGAAAGUUGUAUGUAAAGCUUAAUAGACAGUUUUGAUGUAUAACAAUAUUUUUCUUGGAUAAUAAAACAGGACGUGCAAAGGUCUGAAAAGUCUAUGAAAACUAUGCUAUUGCACAUUUGCAGACCAGGUCAGACAGAAUGACAUUAACAAAAUGAAGAAACAGUGUGUGUA